AUGCCCAGUUUGUCUCCUUCACUGUGCCCUGCCUGCAGUUGUAAACUAGUAGUAGAGUUUGCUUUUGCACAUUAUUGCAUUUUUUCCAUUGUUAACAACAACAUCCACGGUUUUGGGAUUGUGAAGUUGGACGUCAAGACUAAAUCUCAGAUUGGAGUUGAGUUUAACACAUCCGGAUCCACCAACACUGAAACGGGCAAAGCUGGUGUGACUUUGGAGACCAAGUAUAAGAUGAAAGAUCUUGGCUUAAGUUUGAAUCAGAAGUGGAACACAGACAGCACGUUCUGCACAGAGAUCUCAUUUGAAGAUCAGCUUGCCCAGGGUUUGAAAGUGGCUUUGGACACGUCAUUUGUACCAAAUACAGGGACUGUCAGCUCUCAUCGAUGGGAAAAACUUCAACAUUGGUGGACACAAACUUGGACUGGGCUUUGAAUUGGAAGCGUAAGUGCUUAAGAUGUGAGACCAUUUGGUGAACCUCAAGUCAUCCCAAAAUAACUAAACCCUCCUCAGCACACCCAACUAACAUUCAAUGACUAACAACUCUUAGCAUGUUAAUGAUUAAGUCUGUAAGAUACCUGGUGGCCAACAAUAACAUUUGCCCUUCUAAAGGAAAAUAUUUAUUGCUCACCUAAUUUAUUAUGCAAGGUUGUUUAAUUUAGGAUCAAAUAAGGGGUGACUUUGUGUAAAGCACCUGCAGUAGACCAAAAUCCAUGAUAAGCAAUCUAUUUACGACUGUGGUUUGUACGUAAUAGAAAUAUCGGAAGUGUGUUUAGUCAUGCCUGUGUUUCUUGUACGUGUGAACCAUUUGGGGCGUUGAUAAGAGAAGACCGGUAGUUGCAUGACACGGCACUUGUAGGGCACAAGGCUUCUGCAGUUUAACUUUUACAGGAAACCGAAUGGACAGAAUGUGUUUUUAUAAAGCUUGCACACUUUCUUAAACACUUAUUGAUGGUUAAACUCUGUAGCGAGAGAAACUUUCUUCACCAGCAACCUAAACUUAAAAGUUGCAUAUAUAUAUAAAAUGUUAGUGAAUUUAUGCUUAAAACAAGCAUAAACUUACACCAUUGACAGAUUGUUUUGCUUGUUUUAAGCAUAAAUUCACUUAAAUUAUAUAUUUUUGUCUGAAAACUAGACUUAUUUUCUUAGGUCAUGUACUGAAAACAAAACAAAAAUACUAGGUAAAGAAAUCAUUUUUUGCAGUGUGUCAACUUGUAUCCAUGUUUGAAUAGGAACCAUAUGGCCACAGACAUCACUGUGAACUGUACAUAUUGUAAUACAAGUCUCCUUAACUUCUAAGAAUUAAUUUAUUGAAUGAUAUUCAGAUUUACACACUGCAGAAAAUGCCUUUCUUACUUAGUAUUUUUUUCUUUUUUUCAGUAGAAAUAUCUAAAAAUUCUAGCAAA
Messenger RNA from Misgurnus anguillicaudatus (oriental weatherfish), 1403 nucleotides. NCBI's taxonomy places the organism in Eukaryota, Metazoa, Chordata, Actinopteri, Cypriniformes, Cobitidae. The record is from RefSeq and is a predicted model, not a curated record.